Pteropus alecto (black flying fox) is the source of this 5708-nucleotide messenger RNA. It is a transcript of the gene PLCG1, whose product is annotated as phospholipase C gamma 1. The record is from RefSeq and is a predicted model, not a curated record. Gene Ontology annotation, molecular function: protein binding; calcium ion binding; phosphatidylinositol-4,5-bisphosphate phospholipase C activity. Bases 4 to 3912 code for a protein of 1302 amino acids. Gene Ontology annotation, biological process: phosphatidylinositol-mediated signaling; phospholipid catabolic process; positive regulation of epithelial cell migration. The transcript has 31 exons. Lineage: Eukaryota; Metazoa; Chordata; Mammalia; Chiroptera; Pteropodidae.
GUCAUGACUUUGUUCUACUCCAAGAAGUCGCAGCGGCCCGAACGGAAGACCUUCCAGGUCAAGCUGGAGACGCGGCAGAUCACGUGGAGCCGUGGCGCCGACAAGAUUGAAGGGGCCAUUGACAUUCGUGAAAUCAAGGAGAUCCGCCCAGGGAAGACCUCACGAGACUUCGAUCGCUAUCAAGAGGACCCUGCUUUCCGACCGGACCAGUCACACUGCUUUGUCAUCCUGUAUGGAAUGGAAUUCCGCCUGAAGACCCUGAGCCUGCAAGCUACAUCUGAGGAUGAAGUGAACAUGUGGAUCAAGGGCUUGACUUGGCUGAUGGAGGAUACAUUGCAGGCAGCUACACCCCUGCAGAUUGAGAGGUGGCUGCGGAAACAGUUCUACUCGGUGGAUCGGAAUCGUGAGGAUCGUAUAUCAGCCAAGGACCUGAAGAACAUGCUGUCCCAGGUCAACUACCGAGUCCCCAACAUGCGUUUCCUCCGAGAGCGGCUGACGGACCUGGAGCAGCGCAGCAGUGACAUCACCUAUGGGCAGUUUGCUCAGCUGUACCGCAGCCUCAUGUACAGCGCCCAGAAGACGAUGGACCUCCCCUUCUUGGAAGCCAGUGCCCUGAGGGUGGGGGAGCGGCCAGAGCUCUGCCGAGUGUCUCUUCCUGAGUUCCAGCAGUUCCUCCUGGAGUACCAGGGGGAGCUAUGGGCUGUCGACCGGCUCCAAGUACAGGAGUUCAUGCUCAGCUUCCUCCGAGACCCCUUGCGAGAGAUUGAGGAGCCCUACUUCUGCCUGGAUGAGUUUGUCACCUUCCUGUUCUCCAAAGAGAACAGUGUGUGGAACUCACAGCUGGAUGCGGUGUGCCCGGACACCAUGCACAACCCUCUCUCCCACUACUGGAUCUCCUCCUCGCACAAUACGUACCUGACCGGGGACCAGUUCUCCAGCGAGUCCUCCCUGGAAGCCUAUGCUCGCUGCCUGCGGAUGGGCUGUCGCUGCAUCGAAUUGGACUGCUGGGACGGCCCAGAUGGGAUGCCAGUCAUUUACCAUGGACACACGCUGACCACCAAGAUCAAGUUCUCCGAUGUCCUGCACACCAUCAAGGAGCACGCCUUUGUGGCCUCAGAGUACCCAGUCAUCCUGUCUAUCGAGGACCACUGCAGCAUUGCCCAGCAGAGGAACAUGGCCCAGUACUUCAAGAAGGUGCUUGGGGACACACUCCUCACCAAGCCCGUGGACAUCGCUGCCGACGGGCUCCCUUCACCCAGCCAGCUGAAGAGAAAGAUCCUUAUCAAGCACAAGAAGCUGGCUGAGGGCAGUGCCUACGAGGAGGUGCCUACGUCUGUCAUGUACUCUGAGAAUGACAUCAGCAACUCCAUCAAGAAUGGCAUCCUCUACCUAGAGGACCCCGUGAACCAUGAGUGGUAUCCCCAUUACUUCGUUCUGACCAGCAGCAAGAUCUACUACUCUGAGGAGACCAGCAGUGACCAAGGCAACGAGGAUGAGGAAGAGCCCAAGGAGGCCAGUAGCAGCACAGAGCUGCACUCCAACGAGAAGUGGUUCCACGGGAAGCUCGGGGCAGGACGGGACGGGCGGCACAUCGCCGAGCGCCUGCUCACCGAGUACUGCAUUGAGACCGGGGCCCCUGAUGGCUCCUUCCUGGUGCGCGAGAGCGAGACCUUCGUGGGCGACUACACCCUCUCGUUCUGGCGGAACGGGAAGGUCCAACACUGCCGGAUCCACUCCCGGCAAGACGCUGGGACCCCCAAGUUCUUCCUGACAGACAACCUCGUCUUCGACUCACUCUACGACCUCAUCACGCACUACCAGCAGGUGCCCCUGCGCUGCAACGAAUUCGAGAUGCGCCUGUCGGAGCCUGUGCCACAGACCAAUGCCCACGAGAGCAAGGAGUGGUACCAUGCAAGCCUGACCAGAGCACAGGCUGAGCACAUGCUGAUGCGUGUCCCCCGCGAUGGCGCCUUCCUGGUGCGGAAACGGAAUGAGCCCAACUCCUACGCCAUCUCCUUCCGGGCUGAGGGCAAGAUCAAGCACUGCCGUGUCCAGCAGGAGGGCCAGACAGUGAUGCUGGGUAACUCAGAGUUCGACAGCCUCGUCGACCUCAUCAGCUACUAUGAGAAGCACCCGCUGUACCGCAAGAUGAAGCUGCGCUACCCCAUCAAUGAGGAGGCGCUGGAGAAGAUUGGCACAGCUGAGCCGGACUAUGGGGCCCUGUACGAGGGACGUAACCCUGGCUUCUACGUGGAGGCAAACCCGAUGCCGACCUUCAAGUGUGCGGUCAAAGCCCUCUUUGACUACAAGGCCCAGAGAGAGGAUGAGCUGACUUUCACCAAGAGCGCCAUCAUCCAGAACGUGGAGAAGCAGGAGGGAGGCUGGUGGCGGGGAGACUAUGGUGGGAAGAAGCAGCUAUGGUUCCCGUCAAACUACGUGGAAGAGAUGGUCAGCCCGGCGGCCCUGGAGCCUGAGAGGGAGCACUUGGACGAGAACAGCCCCUUGGGGGACUUACUGCGGGGGGUCUUGGAUGUUCCAGCUUGUCAGAUUGCCAUCCGUCCCGAGGGCAAGAACAAUCGACUGUUCGUCUUCUCAAUCAGUAUGGCAUCAGCGCAGUGGUCCCUGGAUGUCGCUGCUGACUCACAAGAGGAGCUGCAGGACUGGGUGAAAAAGAUCCGUGAAGUGGCUCAGACCGCAGAUGCCAGGCUCACUGAGGGGAAGAUGAUGGAACGGAGGAAGAAGAUCGCCCUGGAGCUGUCUGAGCUUGUCGUCUACUGCCGGCCUGUUCCUUUUGAUGAAGAGAAGAUUGGCACAGAACGCGCCUGCUACCGCGACAUGUCAUCCUUCCCGGAAACCAAGGCUGAGAAAUACGUGAACAAGGCCAAAGGCAAGAAGUUCCUCCAGUACAACCGGCUGCAGCUGUCCCGCAUCUACCCCAAAGGCCAGCGGCUGGACUCUUCCAACUAUGAUCCCUUGCCCAUGUGGAUCUGUGGCAGUCAGCUGGUGGCCCUCAACUUCCAGACCCCAGACAAGCCUAUGCAGAUGAACCAGGCCCUCUUCAUGACCGGUGGGCACUGUGGCUAUGUGCUGCAGCCCGGCACCAUGCGGGACGAGGCCUUUGACCCCUUUGAUAAGAGCAGCCUCCGCGGGCUGGAGCCAUGCGCCAUCUGCAUCGAGGUUCUGGGCGCCCGGCAUCUGCCGAAGAAUGGCCGGGGCAUUGUGUGUCCCUUUGUGGAGAUUGAGGUGGCUGGAGCUGAGUAUGACAGCACCAAGCAGAAGACAGAGUUUGUGGGUGAGCCUUCCUUCACCCCGUCUCCUCAUCCUCCCAGAGAUACCGAGGCAUCAGAGCUCCGCUCCCGCAGACCCCUUCGCACCAUGACCCCAUCUUCUCCAGGCGGUGGCCUGAGGCUUUUUCCCCUUGCUUUCACAGUGGACAAUGGCUUGAACCCCAUGUGGCCGGCCAAGCCCUUCCACUUCCAGAUCAGUAACCCUGAAUUCGCCUUCCUGCGCUUUGUGGUAUAUGAAGAAGACAUGUUUAGUGAUCAGAACUUCCUGGCUCAGGCUACUUUCCCAGUGAAAGGCCUAAAGACAGGGUACAGAGCGGUCCCUUUGAAGAACAACUACAGCGAGGACCUGGAGUUGGCCUCCCUGCUGGUCAAGAUCGACAUUUUCCCUGCCAAGCAGGAGAACGGCGACCUCAGUCCCUUCGGUGGUAUGUCCCUGCGGGAGCGGAGCUCUGAUGCCUCAGGCCAGCUGUUUCAUGGCCGGGCCCGCGAAGGCUCCUUUGAAGCCCGCUACCAGCAGCCAUUUGAGGAUUUUCGCAUCUCCCAGGAGCAUCUUGCGGACCACUUUGACAGUCGGGAACGAAGGGCCCCACGGAGGACUCGGGUCAAUGGAGACAACCGCCUCUAGUUGUGCCCCAGCCAAGUUGAGAGCAGCAGGUGCUGCACACCUCGUGGAAUGCCGUGAACUGGGUUCUUUGGAAGCAGCCUGCCACGGCAGCCUUCCUGGUCUCGCAGCCUGGAGCCUAGAUUCCAGCAGUGAAUGCGAGACAAAAACCAAGCCAUUGAUGUAUUACUGUGUGGGGCUUCCACACCCCAGCCUGGGUGAAGGCAAAAACUACUGUCUCGCAUUAAGCACACACACCUGGCCCCAACUUCUGGGGUGGAUCCUUCCAUCUUGUGGGGCCAGGACCAUGGCUGCAGCCCCUUGGGGAGAGAGGCUGCCUCAGCCAGCAGCACAGGAGGCUCUGAGGAGCCGCCAACAUUCCCGAGUGGAGGAGCAGCCUUGCUGGGCCAAGGAAACAAAGUUUACAUUGUCCUGCAGCUUUAAAACCACAGAUGGGCAAGGUGGGAGGGUAGCAGCCCCCGCAGUUUGGUCCCAGAGCCGGGUGGAGAAGCACAGGGCCUGCCUAGAGAGGCGCUCUGCCUGCCCGAGAACAAGGACACAGCACAAGGGCACAUCGCCCAUGGCUGGGCACCGUACCCAGCCUGAAAGAUACAGGGGAUUACAUUUAAAAUAGCAGUAUUGGGCAUCACAGGCCACAUAGAGGGUUGCCCUGUGAGGAACCAGUGGAAGAAGCUGAGGCCCAGGACACUAUUUUCAUGACCAAGGACAGGGGCAACGGCAAAGUAUCCUAGAGCCAUAGCAGCACCUCUAGGCCAUGGAAGGACAAGGACCCAGAGCUGGGCAUGUUACACCACUGUGGGCCAUGCCACCUGCCACUGCUCAUGGUGGGGCCCUGGAUAUGAGCCUGGAGGACCUGCUCACCUGGGCAGACAAGUUUGUGGACAUGCUACACGAUGCGUCAUCAGCAAGGGUGUGCCACCAAGAUGCGGCAGGUCACAGAGGGAUCGACAGACCAGAGGCCUUCGUCAGGAUGAUCGGUGCCAGUGUGACCAGAAUGGACUGCAAGUUACCGAGCUGGGGAUUUUGCCCAGUAUAUUCAGGAAACUCCUGCACACAAAUCACAUGCCCUCCUCAACAAGGCACCCUCCAGCGGUCCCGCAGACCAGCUACAACCCCAUCCUGUUUUGGUCUGAAGACCCCUUUCCCCAUUGCAGCGGAAGACCUGGGAUCUGAAUCUGCCAGGUGACACCACGAGAGGACACCUGAGAAUAUCUCAAGUCUUAAAUCAGCUGAAAAUCCUAUUACUAGACAUACAUGAUGUUGGAGUUUAGAAUUUUAAAGUUUAUUUUUUGCACACACUAUUUCUCACUAUCUUCCUUAUUUCACGUAGGAUGUAGGAUUUUCUAUGUCUUCCAUCUCUAACCUGAAAGCUGCUUGGUGAGGGGAUCGGGGAAGCAAAAUGAAAGAACUCGUCUGUGCACUGUGGCAGAACUGUUAUUUUUUAGGAUUUUACAGCUCAGCUAACAGUGUUACCUUUUCAAGAUUUAUAUAUACUCUUAAGAAAAACCACUGAGCCGUUAAAGCCUUGUUAUUAUUCGGUCCUAAUAGUGAUUCAGUUUUCUAUAGCUUUUAGGGUAGAUGGUAAAUUAUUUAACAUCAUGUUAAACUUUCCAUAUCAUGAGUCGUAAACUGAUGGAAAUCAUACAGUUUCUGAGGAAAUACACCAGUUUAUUUAAACUAAUUCUGAACUUGUAUUUGAAAGUAUGACCUCACAGUCUUAAUUUGUCCAUAGCAAACAUGUUUAUAUGUGGCUGCCAACGUUUGGUUUAUAAUUUAAAUAUUAAAAACUUUAAAUUUUA